Messenger RNA from Dipodomys ordii (Ord's kangaroo rat), 2855 nucleotides. RefSeq names its product POU class 2 homeobox 2 (gene Pou2f2). Gene Ontology annotation, cellular component: nucleus. Gene Ontology annotation, molecular function: DNA-binding transcription factor activity, RNA polymerase II-specific; RNA polymerase II cis-regulatory region sequence-specific DNA binding. The record is from RefSeq and is a predicted model, not a curated record. The transcript is spliced from 15 exons. Gene Ontology annotation, biological process: regulation of transcription by RNA polymerase II. Lineage: Eukaryota; Metazoa; Chordata; Mammalia; Rodentia; Heteromyidae. The coding region runs from base 1 to 1797 and encodes 598 amino acids.
AUGACACAGUUGUUCCCCAGCCCUGGCGGGGCUGGCAGCAUGGUUCACUCCAGCAUGGGGGCUCCAGAAAUAAGAAUGUCUAAGCCCCUGGAGGCCGAGAAGGAAGGUCUGGACUCCCCGUCAGAGCACACAGACACUGAAAGAAAUGGACCAGACACUAACCAUCAGAACCCCCAGAAUAAGGCCUCCCCAUUCGCUGUGUCUCCAAUUGGUCCCAGCACCAAGAUCAAGGCUGAAGACCCCAGUGGUGACUCAGCCCAAGCAGCACCCCCGCCCCCCCAGCCGGCUCAGCCACAUCUGCCCCAGGCCCAGCUCAUGCUGACGGGCAGUCAGUUAGCUGGGGACAUACAGCAGCUCCUCCAGCUUCAGCAGCUGGUGCUUGUGCCAGGCCACCACCUCCAGCCACCUGCUCAGUUCCUGCUGCCACAGGCCCAGCAGAGUCAGCCAGGCCUGCUACCGACGCCAAAUCUAUUCCAGCUACCUCAGCAAACCCAGGGAGCUCUUCUGACCUCCCAGCCUCGGGCUGGGCUUCCCACACAGCCCCCUAAAUGCUUGGAGCCACCAUCCCACCCCGAGGAGCCCAGUGAUCUGGAGGAGCUGGAGCAGUUUGCCCGCACCUUCAAGCAACGCCGCAUCAAGCUGGGCUUCACGCAGGGCGAUGUGGGCCUGGCCAUGGGCAAGCUCUAUGGCAACGAUUUCAGCCAGACAACAAUUUCCCGCUUUGAAGCCCUCAACCUGAGCUUCAAGAACAUGUGCAAACUCAAGCCCCUCCUAGAGAAGUGGCUCAAUGAUGCAGAGACUAUGUCUGUAGACUCCAGCCUUCCCAGCCCCAACCAGCUGAGCAGCCCUAGCAUGGGUUUCGACGGGCUGCCCGGCCGGAGACGCAAGAAGAGGACCAGCAUCGAGACAAAUGUCCGCUUCGCCUUAGAGAAGAGUUUUCUAGCGAACCAGAAGCCUACCUCAGAGGAGAUCCUGCUGAUUGCAGAGCAGCUGCACAUGGAGAAGGAAGUGAUCCGCGUCUGGUUCUGCAACCGGCGCCAGAAGGAGAAACGCAUCAACCCCUGCAGCGCGGCCCCCAUGCUGCCCAGCCCGGGGAAGCCCACCAGCUACAGCCCCCAUCUGGUCACACCUCAAGGGGGUGCAGGGACCUUACCAUUGUCCCAAGCUUCCAGCAGUCUGAGCACAACAGUUACUACCUUAUCCUCAGCCGUGGGGACACUCCACCCCAGCCGGACAGCUGGAGGGGGUGGGGGCGGGGGUGGGGCCGCGCCCCCCCUCAAUUCCAUCCCCUCUGUCACUCCCCCACCCCCAGCCACCACCACCAACAGCACAAACCCCAGCCCUCAAGGCGGCCACUCAGCAAUUGGCUUGUCAGGCCUGAGCCCCAGCACGGGAAGCACAAUGGUGGGGUUGAGCUCCGGGCUGGGUCCAGCCCUCAUGAGCAACAACCCUUUGGCCACUAUCCAAGCCCUGGCCUCUGGUGGAACCCUGCCCCUUACCAGCCUUGAUGGCAGCGGGAACCUGGUGCUGGGGGCGGCCAGCACAGCCCCAGGGAGCCCCGGUCUGGUGACCUCGCCACUCUUCUUGAACCAUGCGGGGCUGCCCCUGCUCAGCGCCCCCCCGGGUGUGGGCCUGGUCUCAGCAGCAGCUGCAGCUGUGGCAGCCUCCAUCUCCAGCAAGUCUCCUGGUCUCUCCUCCUCUUCUUCAUCCUCGUCCUCCUCCUCCACUUGCAGUGAGGCAGCAGCACAGACCCCUGGAGGUCCAGGGGGGCCCGAGGCAGGGUCCAAGCCCGAGUGAGGGCCCACCAUGCCUCCCCUCCCACACCUCUGAACCCCCACUUCUGUUCCCUGCCUGGAAGAGGGCAAGGAGGUCAGUGGUAGGGGUGUAGCGGGUCCUCGGAACAAGAGUGACAAGGGAGGAAAGACCAAAAAUCCAACCAAAAAAAAAAGGAAAGAAACCAACAAAAAAGAAAACCAAAAAUAAUCACAACAGAAACCAGCUGCCCCAAAGGAACCAGAGAUGAAACACAAAAACAAAAAACACACAAAAAAAAUCCCUCACAAAAAUCAAACAAACCAAAAAUCAGUUGUGAGCCAGAGUUCAUAAUGCUCACUCUCACGGCUACGACACCAAAUAAGAACCUCAGCCAGGAGCGGAGCAGCCUCCGGCAGGCCGGACCUCACACCGCCGCAGAGCCCUGGCUGUGGGGCCAACUCCUCACCUGCCUCCCCCCAAGAUGGGGGGACAGAGAAGGAAAAAAAAAGAAUGUGCCAGCCUACUGGCUGCCCCAACCCUGAGCCAGCGGAGACAGGGCAUAGCUUGGGGCAGAAGGCCCAGGGCCCAGAACCAUCUGCCAAAUGUCCUUUUCCAAAAGGUGAAAGAAAAAAAGGGCCUGAACAACCUUACACCAAAUAUUCAGUAGCUUCAUCCAAAGGAUGUACAGAAUUUUUAGCGUUGUGCUCAACAGAAUGUGUCCCUACCAUACCUCCCCCCUUCCCUCUGGCCCCUAGCUCUCCACACCUGGGCAGGGGGUCUUGCUUUAACCUCCUUCCUCCCUCCUAGCUGGGGGAGAGUUCAGGGGGAAACCCCAGGGGUGACUUUCUGCCCCUUAUACCUUCCUCUUUCUUCCCUUUGACGGGUGAGCUAGGCCAUUUUGCCAAGUUCCAGUUCUCACAAGUCUCCCCCCCUCCCCAGCCCUGUCACUCUCUUCCGCUCUGGAUCUCCCUCUUCCCCGGCCAAGGGGAAGGUACAGCUUUCAGACAAAAGGGGGAUGAGGGAUGAGGUGGGCGUUCAAGUUGUCUUUCUUUCCAUCCUGUCUGUUUCCCUGAAAAAAAAAUUUCAUAUUCCAGUGCCUA